CUCUUUUUUUCUCUCUCCAAAAGCUCGAUAACUCGCUCUAACCUCACUCGAUUGUUAUCUUAAACCAGAGCAUUUGUUGCUUUUUUAAUGGAUUGUUUACUGUCAUUUGAAUGUGAGCUGUGAUUUGAUAAAAAAACUGAUAUCUAAUUUUGUUAAAAGCUGCAAUCUUUUAAAUUCUUCCUUUUCGACAUCAUCGGCUAAUCGUCAUUUUUUUGUUUUAAACUUAUCUUUUUUUAGUGUCUAUUUUGUGUAAAAAAACUGUUGCUAUAUCAAUCUGAAUCAGUUGGCAAUAAACGACCAUUCAAAACAGUUUAACUGUGAGGACCAUUUCAAAUCAUCAUUAUACAUCUUGUUCAUCAUCAAACAUCUUGCCUGUUAAUUUAUCCAUAUAAAUCUAUUGUUCAUCAACUUGUCUUUCAACCCAUUAAAUUAAAUUAUUAAAACAAUGAAGGAUUCACCGGAAAUUAGUGAAAUUUGUAGCGAAAAUGUUCUCAGGAUUCAAGUAGAAACGUGUUCUUCUCUCUAUGAAAAAUGGAAAGAUGAGAAAAGCUGGUUUCACAAUGUACCUCGAAAAGGUAUCUCAACAGAAGUUGAAUAUAUCGAUACUCGACCAGAUGCUGGUAACACAUUGCCGGUUGUAUUAUGUUUACAUGGUGCGCCUGGUUCCCACCAAGACUUUUCACUGCUCCGAUCACGACUUAUUAGUUAUCCUAUUCGUAUUAUUUGUCCAAAUUUUCCAACAUAUUCCUUGACCAAGACGAAAAAGUUUGGACAUUAUGCAGAGGAAAAGGCGGAAUAUAUCUUAGAUUUUCUCAAAGCUCUUGAAUUGACAAGAGUUGAUAUGCUUAUUGGCCAUUCAUCGUCAAUCUAUCCCUCAGUAAUCAUUCUUGAUUCAGAAUAUGGAUCAACACUUAAAUCUCUUGUAUUCCUUAAUCCUUGCGGCCAUCGGCGGAUCCAAGCAAUGAAAUAUCCAAUAUUGGAUAAAACAUCAGCCUACUUCUAUCAAUAUAAAUUUUUCCGUUUCUUUAUCAAACAUCUUGGUAAACCUGUUCUUGUUAUUACUAAAUGUCCAGUAAAAUUAGAAAAUAUGGAUAAUUUAUUCUUAUCUGUAACCACAGUUAACCACAGUCAUUAUAAAAGACUUUCGGAAAAAUUGGAAAAGUUGAAAGCCAACAAGGAAAUCGCAAAGAUGUUGAUUUUCGCUGAAAAUGAUAAACUUAUACAAAAGGAAAUAUUCUAUGAAAUGGCUAAAAUGCUGGGAAUCGAAUCGGAUAAUAUUGAAGUGUACGAUCACAAUGGACUUCAACAAAAGUCCUCAAUGGACAGUGGAUAUCCAAAAGGCAUUGCACUUCAAGAUGGAGGACAUUAUGCUUUCCUUAGUCAUUCAAAGAUUGUUAAUAAUGCUAUUGCUGAGAUGGUUGAAAAUGUUUUGCUAUUAGCCAAUGAACAUGAAUCUAGAUAAUUCUUAAUUUAAAUUCUUUAAUUUUCAAUGAAA
Tetranychus urticae (two-spotted spider mite) is the source of this 1495-nucleotide messenger RNA. RefSeq lists its product as uncharacterized. Lineage: Eukaryota; Metazoa; Arthropoda; Arachnida; Trombidiformes; Tetranychidae. The record is from RefSeq and is a predicted model, not a curated record.